This is a messenger RNA of Lachancea thermotolerans CBS 6340, 1005 nucleotides long. RefSeq names its product Sds3p (gene SDS3). Gene Ontology annotation, cellular component: Sin3-type complex. The coding region runs from base 1 to 1005 and encodes 334 amino acids. Lineage: Eukaryota; Fungi; Ascomycota; Saccharomycetes; Saccharomycetales; Saccharomycetaceae. Gene Ontology annotation, molecular function: histone deacetylase binding. Gene Ontology annotation, biological process: negative regulation of transcription by RNA polymerase II. The record is from RefSeq and is a predicted model, not a curated record. The transcript has a single exon.
AUGAAAGUAUGUUCAAAUCGCAAUCGCUCUCGCGACGCUGCUAAUGAAGCAGGGUCCGGCGGGAGCGCAGUGCGUGGAAGGAGUUCCCCAUCGCUAAGCGAGGAGCAGGUCACUAACUCAAAUACUUUACCAGCAAUCUCGAGAAAAGACAAGAGGCGACACAACUUUGAGUCGAAAGUACGCAAGGUAUCGCAGAACUUCUCGCUCGACCGCGACACGCACUACCGUAAUCGGCUGACUUCCUUGCAAACCACACUCACCACGCUGCAUCAGGGCAAUAGCGUGCAGUUUCUUCGCAAGCUGCGGGACUUGGAAGAGGAACGCGACUACGAGCUCGUGCGGCUGCGGCUGUUCGAGGAGUACCGCGUCAACAGAUCCGGCAUCGAGUUCCAGGAGGACAUCGAAAAGACCAAGGCUGAGCACGAGAAAGUAAUCAAGCUUUGUAAGGAGAAGCUCUACGAGUCGUUAGAGAGUAAGAUGAAAAAACUGCAGGAGGAGCGGUUGCUGAUGGACGUGGCCAACGCACACUCCUACUCCAUGGAUUACUCGCGCACAAAGUUCCAGAAGACUACACGCAGUGCGACCGCGUCUGCGUGGGACUCAUCGCCCAACGAGUUUGGCAAGGAGAUCUCGGCCAAUGAGAGCGCAACCGACACGGGCACGGAGCGCCGCUCGCUAAGGCGCCGUCUGGCGACCACCGCGGCGUCCCGCGCCAUGAGCGACGAGCAAGACGCGCCCUCCGCGAAAGACUCGCCCGCCCCUCUCAGUUACAACAGUACUAGCUCUGAGUCCCGAUUCUUGCAAGGCAUCAGCGACUCCACAGAUCUCCAGGCCCUGCUUUUCGGUGAUAAGGAUCGCGAGGUCAAAAAGACCCGCGCGACAAACCGCCUCUCCACGAAGGCCGCCCCGCCACUACAAUCCCUGAAGCCGGAAGAGGUCACUGAAGAUAUCGCGCUUAUAAGGUCGCUGACAGGCCAACCGCCUGCCCCAUUCAAGAAUUUGUGA